AUGGGGUCUACUGGCGCAGGAAAAAGCACUUUUGUAAACGCCGUUAGCGGGAAAGCCCAAGCGACCGUAGGCCAUGAAAUCGACGCCUGUACAAAAAAUGUUCAAGAAGUCACAAUCGAUGAUCCAGAUAUAUUGAAAUCAAUGUACCCGCAGAAUGCGCGCCUACACAUCGUCGAUACGCCUGGGUUUGAUAGCUGCACGAAGGAUGACGAGGAAAAUCUCAAAACGAUUGAAAAAUGGCUGAAAGAAUCGUACGGUCUGGAUGCCUUACUCGGUAUCAUAUAUCUUCAGGACAUUUCCCUCGCCCGCUGUAACGGGACCGCGAAACGAAACUUGCAGAUGUUUAAAAAUCUCUGUGGCAAAAAAGCUCUCCGAAAUGUCGUAUUCGGAUUGACGAAGGGAGGUCGCGUCAAUGAUCCAGAGCUGCUGAAGACGCGUACGGAGUCCUUCAAGCACACAGAAGGUCGCCACACAAAAGGCGAAGGGGUCGAAGCUGAAGUCUUCCAUGUUCCAGAUGUCAAUUCCACAGAGCACUCCAGGAAGGUCGUUACACAUUUGCUAACCUGCUAUUGCAGGAGCAUUGUUCUGCAUAUACAGAACGAGUUCAUCCAGAAGAGAAUACCUGUCCCUAACAUCAAGGCAGGUCAAGAGCUUUCCAUGACCAUUAAACAACUUCUCGAUGCCCAAAAACGAUACUCACAAUUCUCGACUGCAACUAACCUUGAAGAAGCUAGGCAGGCGACAAAUAGCUUAUCCACGCAGUUGAAGAAAUUAAAAGUUCCCCUCAGCAAACGCAUUCUUCGAUUUUUUGGAUUUUGA
Molecule: messenger RNA, 819 nt
Organism: Psilocybe cubensis
Lineage: Eukaryota; Fungi; Basidiomycota; Agaricomycetes; Agaricales; Agrocybaceae
Exons: 3
Coding region: 1-819 (272 amino acids)
Molecular function (GO): GTP binding
Source: RefSeq, a predicted model, not a curated record